Molecule: messenger RNA, 1395 nt
Organism: Acanthamoeba castellanii str. Neff
Lineage: Eukaryota; Discosea; Longamoebia; Acanthamoebidae
Product: radical SAM domain containing protein
Exons: 9
Coding region: 1-1395 (464 amino acids)
Molecular function (GO): transferase activity; iron-sulfur cluster binding
Source: RefSeq, a predicted model, not a curated record
AUGUUGCUGCGACGUGGUCUGCACGACGCGGCGCCAGUCUCAGGGGGAAGCACGACAGACCUGCACAAGCUGCUAUACUCGCCCCUGCUCACACCCGACGCCCCAGCUGCCGAAGACCCAGUUGCUGCGCGCAAUGCCCUGCAAGCGGCACUUAGCCGGGGCGGAAAGAAGAGGCCAGUCAACAGGCUGCACCUGCCCCUCGAAGAGAAAAUCGCUCCUCUGGCGUCGUUGGUGGGUAGAGCUCUGACUCCCGGUGAGCCGCUGACUUUGGAGAAGGAACAGAUCGUGCAUAUCCUGCAAACAGCUGAUGAGGGUUUGGAAAACGCACUCUACGACUACGCCGACACCGUGACGCAGCGCUACUUUGGCAAGAAGAUCUACUUCAGAGGCAUUGUGGAGUUCUCGAACGUCUGUACGAAAGACUGCUACUACUGCGGCAUUCGCAAGCACAUACAAGUGAAGCGAUACUCGAUGUCAAAAGAGGAGAUUGUCAACUGCGCCAUUUUCGCUUACGAGAGCGGCUACGGGUCGCUCAUGCUGCAGAGCGGCGAGCUGCCCACGGACAAGCGACUCGCGUUCCUUGUUGACACCAUCAAAGAGGUUAAGCGAGUGACCAUCGAGAAGGACAAGGAGCGAAACGGCGUCAAGGAGGGCGUGGAGAACAAGAGCCUGGGCGUCGCCAUCUCCCUGGGCGAGCUUACUAAGGACAUGUUCCGGUCACUGAGGGAAGCCGGAGCGCAUCGGUACCUGCUGCGUAUAGAGAGCUCCAAUCCCGAUCUCUACGCCAAGCUGCACCCGGCAGACCACUCGUGGCACAGGCGGGUAGAAUGCCUUCGCGAGCUCAACGAGCUGGGCUUCCAGGUGGGCACCGGAGUGAUGAUCGGCCUGCCCGGACAGACCCUUGGCGACCUCGCACAGGACCUGCUCUUCUUCAAGUCCAUGGACAUCGACAUGAUCGGGAUGGGGCCGUACAUCUGCCAGAAGGACACUCCGCUGGGCAAGCUGUGGCAGGAGGAGAAUUCCAACCUGGACACCAAGCGCUACAACGAGAAGCUCUUCCGGCUCAGCACCAAGAUGGUCGCACUCGCCCGAAUCAUCUGCGGGGACGUCAACAUCGCCGCCACGACCGCCCUGCAGGCCAUCAACCCCCAAGGUCGGGAGGUUGCCCUGAACCAGGGCGCCAACAUGCUGAUGCCGAUCCUGACCCCGCGCAAGUACCGCGAAGACUACCAGCUCUACGAGGGGAAGCCCUGCAUUGACGAGGGCGCCGAGGAGUGUCGGUCGUGCCUCAAGAACCGCGUGCAGUGGGCCGGCAAGGAGCUCACCCUCCACGACUGGGGCGACCCGCAACACUUCUUCUCCCGCCAAAACAUCCCCACACCCACCAGACAAUAA